Paramacrobiotus metropolitanus is the source of this 2220-nucleotide messenger RNA. RefSeq lists its product as uncharacterized. NCBI's taxonomy places the organism in Eukaryota, Metazoa, Tardigrada, Eutardigrada, Parachela, Macrobiotidae. The transcript has 3 exons. Bases 255 to 2054 code for a protein of 599 amino acids. The record is from RefSeq and is a predicted model, not a curated record.
CUUGCGACUCAGAUUUAUUGGGCAACCAGUGCCAGCUAUUACAAAGUAUCCGUAAAUAUUUUGCGGAUAACAUUUUGCCGGCAGGCGAGAUCCGGGAUCGUUUGUUACCUGGCAAAAUAUUGCCGAAUACAUUGCAAAAUGUUAUAGCCAUAGCUUUGCAAAAGCUUUCCGUAUAUGACACAGAUUUGUCGAGGAAGGAUCAGCAUUUGGUGAUUACAGUAUAUCGACCGAUUAAAGCAUAUCGAACAUCCAAAAUGCAGAAACCGUUAUUAGCAGGAAUAUACGCCAUUGUUGUGACGCAGUUAUCCCAUCGCAGUUUUGGAAACGAUAAAGCCGAAACGGACCCUUUUGAGUUCUCCGUGCCAUUUCCGCAGUUUUCCACCGAACCAAUGACCCGGGAUCAGUGCGCGCUACAGUUCUCUGCCAACUGCGGUUGGAACGGAUACGCCAUCGAUAAUUGCACCCUGGACCAAGGUUUGCAUUUAUUGUGCAAACCUGAAGUCGACGCGCAAGAGCUCCAACAGUUAGCCAAUGCCUUGUCUAAACCGCCGAUCAAAGCGGUUUUCAUUGGUUUAUUCGACGGAGAUUACGUCAGCUUUGCUAACCUUUCUCCAGUACGCAAGCAAACUAUUGUCUUCGGCUUGUAUAACUGCAUCGCUCCGCGCUCAACGAAGAAGUUGGCACAGUUCCGUAUGCCGAAUCUGCUGCACUUCGCACUGGCACACUGCACAAAUUUGGACGUGCGACGAGCGGAUUUCUGGCAAUCCAGCAAACUCAGACUGAUUGAGUUCCAUAACACGACACUACAGUUUCUGGAAGUGGAUACCUUCAGCGAUCUUCCGGCGUUGCGAUUGUUAUCACUAGAAAGCGGUUUCAGUGAAAUGGGGGUUUUUGAUGAUCGAGUCCGGGAUUACCUGGCGCGACUGCAUUGCGGUUGCGAGUACGAAUGGUUCCGCGACUGGUGGCAGGUGAACGGGCUACUGCGUCAGGCUGCGGAGGGAGAAAUAUAUCGAACCCCUUACGGUUCAUGGGAGAACAGCGUUUUUGUUAAAGAGAGCGUUUUCUUGCCGGUUAACUGCGCCACGAAUCCGUUCCAUACUGGUUUCCACACUAUGGACAACUCACAACCGAUUUUUUCAGCCAAUGAGGAGCGGUAUCCAGAAAAAUGGAAUCCCGGAUGCAAAAGUAGCAGCGGCGACCAGGAAAAAUUCCCUGUAAUGGGAACCGUAAAGGGCACUAUUGAAGAGUGCCAUUUACGAUUCUCUUUGGGCUGCCUGCCGCUCAAUGCUGCAGUCUACGGUUGCGAAUCUUGGUAUGAUGGCGUUGCAGGAGUGGACGUGGGCUGUGAAACUCCCGAGGGAAUGGCAGAGCAUGCGCGACUGACGGCGGCAGGGUCGACAAAGUUUUACUCACGACCCAUCGAUAUCUGGAUUUCUGGGGAUGCUGCAUCUCACCUUACCGCUGUGGAUUUGCAGUCAAUUCGAAAUCAGGUUGUAAGUUUCGGAAUCUUUGGAUGUGUGAGCGUCCGGUCGACGUACAUGUUAUAUGAAUUUGACUUCUUCAAUGCGCUAGAGCAUAUCUUGCAAGACUGCACGGAUCUCGACGUCCGGAGGAAAGACUUCCAACGAUCCAAAAAACUGCGAAGCAUUGUUUAUACUAAUGUUACAAUUCGUACGUUAGAGAGAGACGCAUUUAGCGAUCUACCUGAUUUGCGGAUUGUGGCGUUGGAGAGAGGCGUACAAAAACACCGUGAUGCACAAUUUCGCUGGGUACCGACACCUGUUUUCCAGCAAAACCACAAAGACUAUCUGUUCCGCCUGCACUGCGGAUGUGACUUUGCCUGGUUUCGCCGCUGGUGGAACGAGAACACUGCCUUGUUGCGUGACCACGUUCAAACCUUCGAGGUCUACGCUUUCCAGUUUAGUUGGGCAAACAGCGAAAUGUUUAGAGAAGACCUUUUUCUGCCGAUUGACUGCGCUGUUGAAAUCCCCAAUGGAUCCGCAUCUAUAAAUUUUAAUCAAACAGAAUACUCGAUAAAUGAUACUGAGUGCUGAAAGAACUUACAACGGCAGACUGGGAACCUUGUGUGCCCAUUUCUUUAGUGCUCUGAUAUGGUUACCUGUCUCAGUAUCGGUAGUGCGAAUCUUCCCGUAUUUUGUUUAGUGGUUACAUGGUUUCGUUGAAGCCAUAAGCGAAGGCAGUUUCAAUAAAAUAUGGAAC